Molecule: messenger RNA, 4732 nt
Organism: Cyprinus carpio (common carp)
Lineage: Eukaryota; Metazoa; Chordata; Actinopteri; Cypriniformes; Cyprinidae
Product: vesicular glutamate transporter 2.1-like
Biological process (GO): monoatomic anion transport; synaptic transmission, glutamatergic; transmembrane transport
Cellular component (GO): excitatory synapse; synaptic vesicle membrane
Molecular function (GO): L-glutamate transmembrane transporter activity; neurotransmitter transmembrane transporter activity
Source: RefSeq, a predicted model, not a curated record
CAAAAUCAAAGAAAAUGUGAAUGGAAUGUGAAGAUUGUCCGCCCUCUCUAACCCCUCCCAAAGAAAACAGUGGCACUGUGAGUGAUCCGCUCCGCGCACAGCGCACUGCUAGUUGGUAAAGGAGUGGCGGCGGGAGCUCGCGCCGCUCUGAACGCGAAACUGUCGCUGACCUUGGUGCUGAAAUCCAUUCACCUGCUUCUAAAGCUACUUAACUGUCGCUUUACACCGAACAAGUGACGGUACGAGACCAGGAAUUGGUCACCUUUUAAUUUUUUUCCUCUUAAUUAACCAUACGUCGUUUUUGUCAAUCCGAUUUUGUUUUUUAACUCCGUCAAUUUGAAGCGAAGAUAAAUUCGUUGACUCAAAUCUGAGAUGGCAUCGCGUGCUGUUAUCGCGCGCAGGGCAGUUUAUGAGUUUAUAAUUAUGAGUAGACAGAGCCAGACCACUUCUGAUAUCUCUCGUGUGUAGGCGGGUUUUUUUUUUCUUCGCUCUGUGAACACCGUCGUGAAUUUUCCUCAUCUGUCUCACUGAAUCACUGAUCCGCUGGGUAUCGGUCCGGUAUGCUCUGUCAUCUCACACUGUGACAUGGUACUUUAACAUUACCGGGAAAACGAGGGAUUAUCACAUUUGGACAUGGAGACUCCGAGGGAGCCUGGUUUUAAGCCCAGCAAAGAGGGGCUGAAGCAACUAGCGGGGAAGACAUUGGGGCACGUGUACAAGGUGUUAGAAAAGCGGCAAAAACCUGGCGAGAACAUUGAACUGACCGAGGAUGGACGGCCUACCCAGAUCAAAGAGAAAAAGCCACCUUUGUGCGACUGCACGUGCUUUGGACUUCCGCGCCGCUACAUCAUCGCCAUAAUGAGCGGCCUCGGGUUCUGUAUCUCCUUCGGUAUUCGGUGCAACUUAGGCGUGGCCAUAGUGAGCAUGGUGAACAACAGCACCAUUCACCUGAACGGGAAGAUCAUCAUUAAAGAGAAGGCAAAAUUCAACUGGGACCCGGAAAUAGUUGGAAUGAUUCAUGGCUCAUUUUUCUGGGGUUAUAUUGUGACGCAAAUUCCCGGAGGAUACAUUUGUUCUAGAUUGGCGGCAAACAGGGUUUUUGGCGCAGCCAUUCUCCUCACAUCCACACUGAAUAUGUUCAUCCCCUCAGCUGCACGUGUUCACUAUGGUUGCGUCUUAUUCGUUAGGAUAUUACAAGGGCUUGUAGAGGGUGUGACCUACCCAGCCUGUCAUGGGAUCUGGAGCAAGUGGGCUCCUCCACUGGAAAGAAGCCGUCUAGCCACAACCUCCUUCUGUGGUUCCUAUGCUGGAGCUGUCAUUGCCAUGCCUUUAGCUGGGAUCUUGGUGCAGUACACUGGCUGGUCAUCUGUUUUCUAUGUCUAUGGCUGUGUUGGGAUUUUCUGGUAUAUGUUCUGGAUCCUUGUGUCAUAUGAGAGCCCAGCUGAACACCCCACCAUCACAACUGAAGAACGCUGCUACAUUGAGGAGAGUAUCGGCGAGAGCGCUAAGCUCAUAGGUCCUGCAGAAAAAUUCAAGACACCUUGGAGGAAGUUUUUCACAUCCAUGCCUGUCUAUGCAAUCAUUGUGGCCAACUUCUGCAGGAGUUGGACCUUUUACUUGCUGCUCAUCAGCCAGCCUGCAUACUUUGAGGAGGUGUUUGGGUUUGAGAUUAGCAAGGUUGGCAUGCUGUCAGCCUUGCCCCAUCUGGUGAUGACCAUUAUCGUGCCCAUUGGGGGACAGAUAGCCGAUUUCCUUCGUAGCAAGAACAUCCUGUCUACUACAACAGUUCGGAAGAUCAUGAACUGCGGAGGCUUUGGGAUGGAGGCCACUCUAUUGUUGGUGGUUGGUUACUCGCAUAGUAAAGGAGUGGCCAUUUCCUUUCUUGUGUUGGCUGUCGGCUUCAGUGGAUUUGCAAUAUCAGGUUUCAAUGUCAAUCAUUUGGACAUCGCUCCUCGCUAUGCCAGUAUCCUCAUGGGAAUCUCUAAUGGAGUGGGGACUCUGUCAGGAAUGGUGUGCCCUAUUAUUGUGGGAGCCAUGACCAAACACAAGACCCGAGAAGAGUGGCAGUAUGUGUUUCUUAUCGCUUCCAUGGUGCAUUAUGGCGGUGUAAUCUUCUAUGGCAUCUUCGCCUCGGGGGAGAAGCAGCCGUGGGCAGAUCCAGAGCAGACCAGUGAUGAAAAGUGUGGCUUCAUUGAUGAAGAUGAGCUGGCUGAGGAAACUGGAGACAUCACCCAAAGCUACGGUGCUCUGGGAGGUCCAGCCAAGACCUACGGUGCCACUACGCAGUUGAACGGUGGAUGGGCAGAAGGAUGGGAUAAACGAGAGGAAUAUGUACAGGAAGGUGUGGAGGAAGGGGGUUACAGAUACAGGCAGGGUGGGGAUUACUCCUAGACCUCGCAAAUAAACACUAUCACACAUACACACACACAUGAUGCACACAGCUUCACAGAAGCAUACGGUGGAACAAAAAAGUAUUUGGAUACACUUUGACACAAGUCACAACUAAAAGUGUAUAAAUUCCAUUGCAUUAAAUAAGAAAAUUUAAGUGUAGUCUGCAAAAAAACAAACAAACUGCAAUUUGUCUUUCUCUUUUUUUAAUUUAGUGGAUGUAUAAAGUGUCCGUUUGAAGUGUCCUCAUUUUGAAAUGAAAAAAUAUAUGUAUGUAGUGUGUGUAUAUAUAUGAUAUAUAUAUAUAUAUAUAUAUAUAUAUAUAUGAUAUAUCAUUAUAUAAUUUAAUAUAACAAACUUGCUUUUUUAAAAUGUUUAGUUAAAAUGUUUUUGUUAUCUAAUCUAAUGCAGUGACAUUUCUACAUUUUUAAGUGUAACUUAAGCGGCCAGAUACUUUUUGGAGCCACUGAACAAACAGCACAUAAAAAAUAUAUGCCCACACUGUAGACUUUGUAAUUUGUCUGUGAGUUUUGAAAAACAAAAGAUUAUCGAUUAACAUGUAAAAAAACUAAAAAUUGUUGUAUGUUUGCACAAAUUUAAAUGAUCAAAUCCUACAUUUAAAUAUUAAUUUCUCCUUUGUAUAAAGUCAAUUAUACAAAGGAGAUAUCCAAAUUGGCAGACUGUAAAUGUUCUAUGUAUUAAAACAGAGUAAUUUUAUUUCAAGUGCAAUCAUGUGUAAUAUUGUGAAACCAAGUUUUUCACCCCAUUAUUCUGAGCCUUUGCAACAUAGAGAAGCCUGUAGAGUUAGUCAGGCAACUGGCUUCCAGAACGAGGCUCAAACAAUGAACCUGUCUGGAGUCAUUCAUGGAGAAAUACUGCUGUAGAGAAUUCCAACCAAGCAACUGGUUUCCACUGUCUUUUUUCUGAUUGCACUGAGAGAGCUGUACAAUGUAAUUUAACAGCACAACAAAGCAAGUUUCUUUAUACCUCAUGAUGUGUUACUUGUCCAUGGUUUAAGUCAUGUUUUGAGAGAUUAAAGAGGACUUUGGUCUUUGACACUGCAGAGAAAAAAGCACAGUUUUUUUAGAUUAAAGCAACAAAAGUGUUUCUCAAGUGCAGCAGGUUGUUUCAAUCGUAUUCAUAAAUAUAUAUAUUUUUGGACGGUGCUGUUCAAUCUGGUCUUUGGUGUAACAGAUGAAACUUGGGAAGGGGUUCGAUUUUAGAUAAUUGGAACUGCAAGAGCUACAAAAAGCAAAAGCACAGUGUGUCAAGGCUACGGACUCUUUAAUUUACAUGCAAUUGUUUUAACUCCAUGCCAUUUUGACAUCUGUGAAUGUUAGUUAUGCAUGGGUCAAAACUGUUUUUGUCUUUACAACGUUUUUUUUUUUUACUAUAUUGUUUUACUUUACUAAUCUGUUACAUAUGUGUCAAUUUCUUUUGCACAAUUAACCAAAGGUAACCUGUAGUGAGGGAUUUUAGCUGGGAUGGGGUGGGGGGGGGUCCAUUAAGUAAAGAAGGAAGAACCUGUGAAAAGGGCUUGCAUAGUCCUAGCAGCAGGUAAUAAUCAUAUUCAAUGUACAAAGCAAUAAAUCUAUGGUAACAGUUACUUAGCAGUCACUCAUUCAAAAAUAUGUAACAUUAGCACAUUUAACUGUAAUCGUUUUGGUUUAAGUGUUUUUGUGAUGACAAUUAAAAAAAAGAGAAAAUAUUAAAUAACUACUUACUGUUAAAAAAAAUAGCUAUAUAUAUAUAUAUAUAUACAUGAAAAUAUAUUUAGAUUUAGCAAGAGUCCAGUGCAACUCUCUUUACUGUGAAGAGUUUAUGCACUGGACCCACUCACCAGAAGAGAAUGAUUCUUAAGUGCCGCCUGCAGCUGGUUCCUGUGUGAAACUCUUACCGGGGUCCUAAGCUCCGCAGGUGGCCGCACCUCUGUAGUCGUCCUGUAUGGUUGCCAGUGGUUGCUUUUUGAGAGUAUGUUGUUGUCGGGUAUCCUUUACGUUAAUCCUCUCUUUUUGUCCUUCCCCUUUGUUUCUGGUCUGUGUUUUGUCUGUGGCUAGAGAAGCGCUCCCUCGUCUCCCUCUUCCCGCUUUCCUCCUUGCAUUUUCCCACUUCUGUUGCAAUAUUCAGUGACACAAGGAUGGUGUGUAAAGGUAUUCAAAAAUCUUCAAAAAUGACAGUAAUUUGCCUGACGAUGUUGAAGUACCUUAUUCUUGUUUUCUGCUUAAGAGUGAAGUGUGAAUAUAUGGCUUCCUAUGCUGUGUUACUGUAAAUGGAGAGGUAUGUUGAUGUGAAAUUGAAAUGCUCUAUAUAGCCUUUUUUAUAUAUAAAAUUAUAACAAAAUGUA